UCGCGAAAGUCCAGUCCAUUGCGAAAUUUGCGAUGCGGGUAUAGGCUGAUUGCUGAGAAGCAUUCGCAACCUACGGAUUUCGCGGUUGAGGGAGAGGAGGUAGCAAGACGGUGAAAAGGGAAACGAAGGCUUAGCAGCAGCGAGAAAUGAGGAAGUUCGAUCCAUGGCCUGUUUUCUUUAAGCGAGAGUGGAAUCGGAAUUGGCCCUUCCUGGUUGGCUUCGCCAUCACCGGAACCCUAAUCGUCAAGUUCACCGCUGGUCUUACAGAGGAAGAUGCUAAGAAGUCUAAGUUCGUUCAAGAGCACAGGAGGUAACCUAUCUAUCACCAUUCUUCAAACUCUAUUAUUUGCUGUAUGAAAUGAGUGCGCCUCUCAUGUUUCCGAUCGUGGAAAGCUGAAACAGUGACUCGUUAACUCGAUGGCACAAUACUCAGCUCUUUAUGAAUAAAUUGAUUAUAGAUUGUUAGUGGUAGCACGGGUCCCCUCUCCCUCCGGUUAGGCUAAUGAUAAAAUCCCAGGAUGAAAGGAGCAUUAGGAUGCACCAUGCAAGAAUAAUUCCAGGGAAAGUCAUGGCUGAAAUGAUUGGUGUAUUGGUAUUAGGCCUCUCUUGUCCUUCAUGCCCCAGUUGAUUUUCUUGCUGCAUUGCCAAAUCCUAUCAUUAUUAUUUUCUUUUAAGCCAUCCUAGCUUAUGGAUUCGGUUAACGAGGUUGUUUCGUUCUUAUGUUCCAGGUGAUUCCAAGUGGUGUGUAUGGCUUCGAGCUCUGCACUUUGUUUUCAGCGUCAUAGUCGAGAGGUUUGCAUGUCUUGGUGUUAUAGAUUGUAAUAACAGAAGAGGGUUUCGGCAUUGAUCUUUGAUUAACAAUGGAAAAAGAUCCUUGCCAAGCUUUCCAUUAAACAAUAGAUUGACUUUUCGAUUUUUUGGUUGAGUCGUUCACGUCAAUCCUUAUGCUUGAAAAAUACAUGAUAUUGUUUUUAGCAAUGGCAUUCAUCUACAGAAAGUGAUUUACCUUUU
Molecule: messenger RNA, 1011 nt
Organism: Prosopis cineraria
Lineage: Eukaryota; Viridiplantae; Streptophyta; Magnoliopsida; Fabales; Fabaceae
Product: ATP synthase small subunit 6-A, mitochondrial-like
Exons: 1
Coding region: 147-314 (55 amino acids)
Source: RefSeq, a predicted model, not a curated record